Messenger RNA from Menidia menidia (Atlantic silverside), 3554 nucleotides. Lineage: Eukaryota; Metazoa; Chordata; Actinopteri; Atheriniformes; Atherinopsidae. The record is from the annotation of a GenBank genome assembly.
AUGAGGAUGAUCACCUUUUUUCUGGUUGGGCUGAUCGUCCAUGUAGUCUUCUUCGUGUCUAUCUUCGACAUUUACUUCACAUCUCCCUUGGUCCAUGGUAUGACACCCCAGUCCACACCCCUGGCACCACCUGCCUCCAGGCUGGUGCUGAUGGUGGCAGAUGGCCUCCGGGCUGACAGUCUCUUCACCCUGCUGCCCAAUGGCUCAUCUCGGACUCCGUACUUGAGAAGUGUAAUAGAGGACACCGGUACCUGGGGUGUGUCACACACACGUGUGCCCACUGAGUCUCGACCUGGUCACGUUGCCCUCAUCGCAGGUUUCUAUGAGGAUGUCAGUGCAGUUGCAAAAGGCUGGAAGGAGAAUCCUGUGGAGUUUGAUUCGGUGUUUAAUGAGAGCAGGUACACCUGGUCCUGGGGAAGCCCUGAUAUCUUGCCUAUGUUUGCCAAAGGUGCUAGUGGAGAUCAUGUAUACACCCACACGUACCCAGCUGAGGAGGAGGACUUUGCCUCUAUGGAUGCCUCCAGGCUGGAUAGCUGGGUGUUUACUCAAGUUAAAUCCUUAUUCCAGUCAGCAAAGUCUAACUCCACCUUGAAGGCCAGUCUACUCCAGGAUAAGAAUGUCUUCUUCUUGCAUUUGCUGGGCAUUGACACUAACGGGCAUGCUCACAGACCAAUGUCGCGGGAAUACCUAGACAACAUCGCCCUGGUAGAUGCAGGUGUGGCUGAGCUGGUGUCUAUAGUAGAGGACUUUUUUGGUUCUGAUGGCAGAACGGCAUAUGUGUUUACCUCUGAUCACGGCAUGACAAACUGGGGCUCCCACGGUGCAGGCCAUCCAUCGGAGACGCUCACCCCUUUAGUGGUGUGGGGAGCUGGAGUUAAUUAUGCCCAGAGAGUUACAGAGCCCCAACCAUACGAGGACGGGUACCUUCAAGAUUGGCAAUUGGAGCACAUUCGUAGGGCUGAUGUCAAUCAGGCAGACAUUGCACCACUCAUGGCUUCUCUCAUUGGUUUGCCCAUCCCUGUCAACUCAGUUGGUGUGUUACCUCUCCCUUACCUUAACAAUAGUGACCAGUUCAAGGCAGAAAGCAUGUACACAAAUGCUAUUCAAGUACUGGAGCAGUUCAAGAUGAAAAUGAGCCAGAAAAAGGAGACAACGUUGCCAUUUCUCUUUACUCCAUACCAACCUCUGACUGAGUCAAAACAGACAGAGCUCACACGCAAAGCUCGAAUACUGAUUCAGCUGGAGAAGUACAAUGAGGCUAUCUCUCUGUGCCAGUCUCUGAUUUCCUUUUCUCUGGAGGGACUGAUCUACUUCCACACCUAUGACAGGUUCUUUCUGGGUUGCAGUGUGGUGCUUGGAUUUGUCGGCUGGACUUCCUACGUCAUCUUAGUCAUUUUGAGGACCCACGCUAGCCUCAACAGGCACCCUAAUCUCACUGCACAGGUUGGAAUGGGGGUGUCGAAUAUUUCCAGUAAGAAAUUGGGGAGGCUGUGUACAUGUGUGGGGGCAGUAAUCACCGCAUUCCUGCUUAUUCAAAGAAGCCCUCUGACUUACUAUGUUUACUGCCUGCUGCCCAUCCCUGUGUGGUACUCUGUUUUCAAAGAGUCGGGAGCGCUGACAGAUUUGAUUUGGUCGGCCCCCUCUCUUCCUCUUUGGAAAUGUUUUGGUUAUUUCGUGCUGGUGGCAUUUGGGAUCGAGCUUCUGGUGGCGAGUUUCUUUCAUCGCGCCAUGCUGACAGUAGGUCUGGUGGUCCUCUCCCUGUGGCCCUUCCUGUCAGGACUUUUUGGCAAAGCGAAGUUCCGUUCAUUGAGCUGGUUUCUGGGCUGUUUGUGUCUGGCUGCUUUCCCCCUGAUGCCGGUUGUGGGUAGAGAGCCUAACCUACAUCUGGUCACCUGUGCAGGUCUGCUCACUUUCUUCACCUCAGCCUGUUACCUCUGGUCCUCCGGACGGCGGACCCCUCUGCACCUAAGCGACAGGCUGCAGUUUUUCACUCAGAUGCUCCACGCGGCCAUGUGCGCGUACGUGCCGACCCUCACCCACUCCAGCCUGCAAGAGAAGCAGGGCCUGCCGCUGCUCAACCAGAUCAUCAGCUGGAGCACAUUAGCGUCCUCCAUAAUUGUUCCUUUGCUGAGCUCGACGCGUCUCUUCCAUCGACUCCUUAGCAUAUUUUUGUCUCUCACAUCCACGUACCUGCUGCUCAGCACAGGGUCAGAGGCUUUGUUCCCUCCCGUGUUAUCCUGGUUAAUGUUCGUCUGGAUCAACAUUGAACAGGAGGCCUUAAUAGCUCAAGGUGUCUCGGGCAGGCAAGAGUUGUCAUCUAUCGACUUCUCUGCAAACAUCGACAUCACCAAGGUCCGACAGCUGAAGCUGGAUGAUAUUAGAAGAUCCUAUUUUUUUGUAUUUUUCAUAAUAACAGCUUUCUUCGGCACAGGGAACAUAGCAUCCAUUAACAGUUUUGAUCCUGCUUCUGUUUACUGUUUCCUCACCGUUUUCAAUCCCUUUAUUAUGGGAGGUCUUAUGAUGUGGAAGGUUAUCAUACCAUUCAUCAUAGUAAUGUGUACAUUUGAAACCAUUCAAGUGGCAACGCAGCUCUCAUCAAGAAGUUUGUUCCUCAUUGUUUUGGUGAUCUCUGAUGUGAUGGCUCUGCAUUUUUUCUUCAUGGUGCAAGACUAUGGCAGCUGGUUGGACAUUGGCACAAGCAUCAGCCACUAUGUGAUCGUGAUGUCUAUGACCAUCUUCCUAAUGCUGCUCAGCGUGGUCACACACAUUCUCACAUCGAAAAGACUCAUGCUGUGGAGGAAACCAAAGAUGCACUAUCCCUAAAUAGGAACGUGGUUAAUGUGUGCACCUAUUUCGUGGUUACAGAUAUUUAAUAUUUAUCUUUUUUAAAGGUAUGUGUCGUCCUGUGUCAUUUAUACAUAUUGAAGUUUGUGAUAUGGUUGAAGGACCAUAUGCACUACACAGCACUAUAAAAUACCUCUGAGGAGUUUCAGCUGGGAUGUUUUCACUGAAGGUUUUUUUUUUUACAACUUCAUUCUGUAUUUGUUUUCUAGGCACAUUAUGACAUUAAUCAUUUAUGAAUUUAACAAAAGGCUGCUGUAACGUUUGACUGUAACUUGAGUAUUCGCCAAAGGUGUUAAUGUAUGAUCUAUUGAAGGGUCGCUUCAUUAACCCUUUUAGGGUGUAGCACUGCUUCUUGUAAAGGGACCUAAAGUUAAUCUUUGAUUGCUGUAAAAGGAGAAGGGUAUUUGUUUAAAGCUGGGUAUCUGGGAACAAAAUAGUUUCUUAAUUGAAAUACAAAAAAGUAUUAGAGGAAUUACUGCCAUCAGAAUGGCUCUCUGUUGCACAUUUUAACAUGUCCGAAAAGUACAUAUUUGAUCGACUUCAUAUCAAUAAAUGAGAUUUAUACAAAAAAAACUGAUUACUGAUAUGUAAUUUAGAUCAAAGAAGCGGUUCUAUCACCUUGGAAAACGUAAGCACAUUGCUUGCUUAGGGUGCUUGCCUCCAUUGGGUGAGAGGCUACAAGUUGUCAGAGUCUGCUAAGCCCCACACUG